Molecule: messenger RNA, 845 nt
Organism: Paraphaeosphaeria sporulosa
Lineage: Eukaryota; Fungi; Ascomycota; Dothideomycetes; Pleosporales; Didymosphaeriaceae
Exons: 1
Coding region: 300-758 (152 amino acids)
Source: RefSeq, a predicted model, not a curated record
AGCUCCAUCCUCCGCACUCCAGCACCGUUCGACGUCGCUUCCGUUUCCGCGCGACGGGUACGCAGUGCAGGCCACAUGCGCUACCCGGCAAACGCCCACCCCCUUGGACGUAGCUUCGGGCGUCAAAACACCAUUGCCUUUAGUUUUCACGUCUAGGACAUUUUUUUGUCUUUUCUUUGGUACACCAUGGUUGUAACAGCUUGUUUAGCGUAGGCGUUGGCGUUGGCGUUUGGGCCGGUGAGGUAUCGGCCUCGGCUAGUGGUUAAGCGAGGUUGAAGCGGGCCAUCCUGAAGAGGAAAAUGGCAGGUGUUUUGGCUCGCGGAAUUUUCCUGGGUGAGGCUAGAAGAGCAUUGUUACGUUGCUUGCGCGCUGGGAGUGUAGACCUGAGAAGUUGGGGCGCCUUUUUGUCUUUUUGUCUAUUGUACAUCGUGUGGUUCCUUCUUUAUCAGUUGUAUUUUCCCAACCUUGCUUCAUCGUAUACUUUGUAUAUACUCUACCUUCUACAAACUCACGUACUCCCUAUCCAUCACAUCAAUUACACCGCCUUAUUGCAACGCCCUACCACCCUCCUCGUCUCGACGUCACCUCCAGCCCCAGCGGCCCUCACCGUCCCAAUCACCAUCACAACCCCUAAGCCCUACAAGGCUACCCCACCGCCCGUUCCAGACCAGCUGAACUCCCUCUUCGCUUACAAUGGCCGCUUCGGCCACAGCCCUGCGCAGCUGAGCCCGACGCAGCGGUCAGCUCGGCCUGUCUAGCGUGACGUCCCGAUCGCGAACCCGCUCCGCAAGGCGAGGGUGCGCCGAGGAUCUUGGUGGCGCAUGUAGGGCUGACACGUGGGAAUG